This is a messenger RNA of Priapulus caudatus, 743 nucleotides long. RefSeq names its product 39S ribosomal protein L52, mitochondrial-like. Gene Ontology annotation, biological process: mitochondrial translation. NCBI's taxonomy places the organism in Eukaryota, Metazoa, Priapulida, Priapulimorpha, Priapulimorphida, Priapulidae. Gene Ontology annotation, cellular component: mitochondrial large ribosomal subunit. The record is from RefSeq and is a predicted model, not a curated record. Gene Ontology annotation, molecular function: structural constituent of ribosome. The coding region runs from base 32 to 466 and encodes 144 amino acids. The transcript has 5 exons.
CGUGAAGGCAGCUCUGUUCAUGUGUUAAAAUAUGGCAGCCCCCUUAGCCCUACAUCCUUGCUGUAGACAUGUGUCUCUUAUUUAUGGUGCAUUCAGUAGGCAGGUAAUUAGCAGAAGUCUUCACACAAGCCCUGCACAAUUAGCAGGAAGCAAAUGGAGACAGGCACAUGGUCUUCCAGAUGCAUUUGAUUCAGACUAUGGUCCGUUUGUUGACAAGCCUGAUUGGUCCUAUGCGGAUGGCAGACCUGCUCCUCCAACUAGUGGGAUGAAACAAAGGAAGGAAGAACGAAAAGUACUUGCAACACAAGCACUGCAACACUUGAGAGCAAUGGAACGAGGGAAAGAAGGUUACAGAAAUAUAGUUGAAGCUGAUAAUAGGCGAAAACAGGGCACCAUUGGAGCGAAAUUAGGAGAAAAGGGAGAAAAUUAUGGUAAAGCAUUAAAAUCCAAGGCUAGAAAAGGUUGAAUAUCCCUAUGAGGAAGAGAUUAUAGUAAGGACAAACCCAUGUUAAUGUAGAAAGAAACGUGUCUAGAUGUGAAAGCGUAUUGAAUUAGUGAAGCAAAACCAUCAAUAAUUCCAAACAGAGCCUCAAUCUGGCAUAAUGUUUGUAGAAAUUUAUCCUCAAUAGAAUAGAAAAAUAUCAAUUAAACAAUUUCUUUCAUACAAAAUGACACAUCUUGUAAAAUGUAAAUAAAUGUGUUUUAUUGACAAAGUGCUAUAAUAAAGAGUAUGUGUAAGUUUA